Molecule: messenger RNA, 1805 nt
Organism: Aspergillus candidus
Lineage: Eukaryota; Fungi; Ascomycota; Eurotiomycetes; Eurotiales; Aspergillaceae
Product: coatomer subunit delta
Exons: 4
Coding region: 92-1645 (517 amino acids)
Biological process (GO): Golgi localization; endoplasmic reticulum to Golgi vesicle-mediated transport; retrograde vesicle-mediated transport, Golgi to endoplasmic reticulum
Cellular component (GO): COPI vesicle coat; cytosol
Source: RefSeq, a predicted model, not a curated record
CCGCUUUCAACCCCCUUUGCCUCAUUCUGUAAAGUUGUCGCCGUCGUGCUAGAUUCCUUUGGUCCCAACGUUGCCUACCUCUUAAACAGUCAUGGUUGUCCUCGCAGCGUCGAUAUGCACCCGCGGGGGCAAAGCUGUGCUUUCGCGUCAAUUCCGCGAAAUCGCCCGCUCGAGAAUCGAAGCCCUCCUCGCGUCCUUCCCUAAACUCGCCGAUGCCGGUACUCAGCACACGACCGUGGAGCAAGACAAUGUCCGUUUCGUUUACCAACCCCUCGAUGAGCUCUACAUCGUCUUGAUCACCAACCGCCAAUCGAACAUCCUCCAAGACAUCGACAGCUUACACCUUUUCGCCCAAGUGACCACCAGCAUCUGUAAGAGUCUGGAUGAGCGGGAGAUCUUGCGCAAUGCGUUCGAGCUGCUCAGUGCCUUUGACGAACUGGUGACGCUUGGCUACCGGGAGAACCUGUCUCUUUCCCAAAUCAAGACGUUCUUGGAGAUGGAGAGUCAUGAGGAGAGGAUCCAGGAGAUUAUCGAGAGGAACAAGGAACUCGAAGCCAGCGAGGAGCGCAAGCGCAAGGCAAAGCAACUGGAGAUGCAAAGAAAGGAGGCCGCCCGCACUGGCCGUAACAUGGCCCCCCGAACCCCCUCAUACCCCGUCUACACGCCCCCCGCCCGUCCUACGGUGCCAGAUACAUACGAUACCUAUGAGGCGGAGAAGAAGAAGUCAUUUGCCAAGCCGUUGGUUACACGGGGCAAGGGCAUGCAGCUGGGCAAGAAAUCCAAGGCUACGGAUAUAUACGAGAAGGUCCGGGGUGAUUUCGGGCCCGAGGUCGAGGAGUCGAGCCCCUUGGUCACUCCGCAGGUGUCCACUCCCGUUGGGGACAAUGCCUCGUCCGCUCGCGCAUCCCUGUCGGCCGACAGGGACCCCAUCCACAUUACUAUCGCCGAAACGCUGUCCGCCACACUAACCCGUGAGGGUGCGCUCAAAUCCUUUGAAGUCAAGGGUGAUCUCCAACUCCGCAUUUCCGAUCCGUCGCUCACCAAGCUCAAACUUGACCUGCUGGCCAAUCCGACCCACGGAGCUCAAUUCCGCACCCACCCGAAUGUUGACAAGGCCGUCUUUACCAACUCGUCCGCGAUCCAAUUGAAGGACAUGUCGAAGCGCUUCCCGGCAAAUAACGCAAUUGGUGUUCUGCGCUGGCGGGUAGCCGGCAGCGGGGAGAAUGCCGACAUUCUCCCUAUCACUUUCACUGUCUGGGUGAACAAGGGCUCGGACUCGACCACGGUGACGAUCGAGUACGAACUCACCGGCUCAGACACCUUGCGCGAUGUUGUCGUUACCAUCCCGUACGGUGCGGCGGAGCCAGCCGUGUCUAGCUUUGACGCGGUCUACGAGGUGUCGGGCGAUAGCCUAGACUGGAACGUCGGAACCGUGGAUGAGAGCAAUGCCUCGGGCAGCUUCGAGUUUGAAUCUGCUGGCGACGGCGACGAGAACGAGUUCUUCCCCAUGAACGUCCGCUUCUCUAAGGCCACCCCCUUCGUCGAGGUGGAUGUCAGCAACGUUUCUCUGCUGGAGCAGGAGGGCGAGAGCGCCGAAUUUGCUAAAGAAGUGAGAACAGUCGCGGAGAACUUUGUCAUUGAGUAAUUCCUGUUCAGUUUGUAUAGAGUAAUAAUGAUGUUCGGACCGGCUCUGAGGCUCGCGGCGAGUUUCCUUUUCUUUCUCUUGUUUUCUUUUUGGCUUCCCUUUGCGAAAGGGGCUUAUUCUCCUGUUCUUACUGCGCCAAUGCAAAUCUUUAUCCGUUUUA